Messenger RNA from Fusarium oxysporum Fo47, 4386 nucleotides. RefSeq lists its product as uncharacterized. The transcript has 9 exons. The record is from RefSeq and is a predicted model, not a curated record. Bases 1 to 4386 code for a protein of 1461 amino acids. Lineage: Eukaryota; Fungi; Ascomycota; Sordariomycetes; Hypocreales; Nectriaceae.
AUGGCUGUCGAGAUAAAUCCAGCAGGAAAAGAACACACGGAGCUAGCUCGACUAUGGAAGGAUGCAUUCCAGGCCUACAACGAUGCGGUAGGAGAAAAAGGCCUGAAACUCGACCUCAACGGUGGUCAUCUCGUCACAAGCUUGGCUGAUGUCGUGGGUGCCGUGGACACGUCCAAAGGAUCGUUUCAGAAGUGGCGAAACAACGGUGGAAACUGGGGCAAGGCAGUCCACUUCACCGGCAAGAACCUUGACUAUGCCCAGAGAAUCGGCGACCAGAUUGCUUCUUCUGCUACUGCCGCGUUUCCUCCCGCCAGCGCGAUUUGGACUGCUCAGUCUAAGGACUAUGACCAGUUACUAAGCCUUAUCGGAGAAGCUGGGUCUUUCUUAAAGACGCUCCAAAUCAUCGAGGACAAUUUCCCCGACUGCGACUGUUAUGCGGAAUGUGUUACAGAUGCAUUCACCUCCCUCAUGGUCGUCUUUGCCAUCCAGACGAAGUACAUGUGGGAAGGAAGGCCGUUGAAGUUCUUGCAUACUCUCGUUCAAGGAAGCGGCGACGCCAAACUCAGUGCAGCCUACGGCGAUGUUACCACUGCCAUCUCUCGCCUGAGUCGCGCGAAUGGCUUGAUGACUGUGAGAAACACCCAGGACAUUAAGACAUUAAUGGGAACUCUUGGAGAGAAGGUUGAUUUCAUUCACGAGGAAAUGGUUGUCUACUUUCAAGACCAAGGCCGACGGAUCGAAGCUGGAUUUGAGCUGCAGGAACUAAAUUUCCAGCAACAGCAUGCCUCACUGGCCAGCAUUAAACGGAGUAUCAAAGAGCUGAGGAGCCAACUGGCCCAGGAUAAUAACGCCGAGGCGACUGCCCAGCUCGAAAAAGACGUCGCGACCGGGAAGUCAAUGGCACUGAACGUGGCAAAACAGUUUUUCGGGACACCUCCAAACCCCUUGGCCAAAUUCAAAGAGCUGCGUCGCUCUUUCGUAGCUGGCACUGACUCUUGGCUCUAUGAAGACAAGAAGUACCAAGAAUGGCAGAACGGCGAGACCAAUUUCCUCUGGAUUACGGGCGAACCAGGAUUGGGUAAGACACAUCUGGCCUACUCAAUCAUCGAAUCGCUCCGAAGAAAGACGAACAAUGACCCGCAAUCCUCAGUCGCUUAUUACUUCUUUCAGGAAUCAAACGAGCCUUUCAGGUCUGUCAAGUCGGCUCUCCGAUCAAUCGGUCUACAAGUCGUCAACCAGAACCACAAGCUCCGUGAGAAACUUGCCAGCGUAGCGUCCGAAGUGUCUUGUGUAACAUGGUCACUUUUCAACAUCUGGCAAUGGACAAUCGACCUACUAUAUAAAGAACCGUCGAAUGACCGACUCUUCCUCGUCAUUGACAGCCUUGAACAAGCAAAUCCAGAUGAGGCUAAUGAGCUCCUUGCUUACAUGGAAGGCACCGUCGACUCCAAACAGAAGAUUAAGGUAGUUUUUACCGGAAACGACUCCGAGAUACUGUCGAUGUGGCGUGAGUAUCGUGUCACCAAACAUCUGGCCACUAUUUUGAUCGAUCCAAGUACUGCCCAGAGCGGUAUCAUGAAGUUACUUGACUCUAGGUUUGAGUCGCUUCCUCGGUUGUCGAGAUUCAGUGACUAUGCGAAGGCAGAGAUUGCAAAAGCCAUGGAAGUCAGGAAAUACGGGCUUCAAUACACUGACAGGAUUUUACAAUACCUUGACUGCAAGGGCCUUGAGCGUCCAGCCAUGAGAUCUCUAACCGAACUUCCAGGAGGCCUGCCUUGUUUCUACAACAAUGUGCUAACCACGUGCUCUCAUGAUUUGAAAGAGCAGGAGAGGUCAGCACUGAAACUCCUAUUCGCUUGGAUAGCUUUCGCAGAACGCCCACUCAUCCUUGAGGAGGCGUACAGCUUACUUAAAUUGAAGCUCGGAAAGUCGAUUGAUCUCGAGAUGGAAGUAACAGGAAGAUCUUCAAGCAUCCUGGACAUGUCCAGCACUCUCGUCUGGGAGGAGCGUAUACAAGAAAUGCAACGGAAGGCAGUGGUUCAGAAGGACUCCAACGUUGAGAGCACAUCUGAUGGCGGAGCUGACAAGUUUCUGUGUCGCGACAAAUACCAGCCGGAUAGCUCGCUUCUCGUUCAUUUCCAGGACAACACACUUCGUGAAUACAUGCGGGCAGCAAACGUCUCCAACAGCACCCUACAGACAUCACCGCUUCUAUCCCAUGUUGAUAUUUUCACCACUUGCGCAGAAGUGCUCUGUAGCCCUGAAGAGCCAGGAGCAUCGGAGGAAACUGAAGCAAGGCAAAUACUCGAAAAAUACGCGGCGAAUUACUGGAUGGCUCAUUUCAAACAUAUCAUCGAUAUUGCUACAUCUAAGAAGGAUGGUCUAGAGGGCGAAACUUAUACCAUUUCUGCCCCCGACGACCUUGUCGUACGAGUAAUGCAAUGCUUCAGUAUCAUCUCUUCGAACAAAAAUGAUGUUGUGAAGAAACUGUUACAGCAUGAAGCAGGAAUAUGCUACGAUGACUUCGACGAGGGAGUGCCUUAUGAUAUCAAACUCUGGGCACAGAAGGCCAUCGAAUGCUCGCAAGAUUUGUUGGAUAAAGAGAUGAGGCUUUGGGCGCAGAGAGCCGUUCAAAAUCCAGCCCAAGUUUUGCAGCCCCUCGCCCGUGGCCACCGCGAGCUUGAUAUUGGUCCUCUGCCUGAGGAAAAAGACGACUCAUGGUUCUACAAGGAGAAUGAUGCCGAAGACAGCGAAGAUGAUGACGACACUUCUGAAGAGGAAGACAUACCUUCUCGCGAACAAGAACUAAUUUCUGCUUUUGAAGAUGUCGAAGUCGGGCCGUCCGGCUACAGAGCCAUGGGCUUGGCGCUCCUUUCUGAGUGGCCAUUUGAUGCCCUAGAGCAAUUCACUAAGAGCCUGAAACUUUGUAAAACUGAUAAUGACAUAUUUGCCACGCUCUCUGUCAUGGCCGGGUGCCUCCAGCACAUUGACGAUCAGGACGAAGAUGCUUAUGAUAUGGCGUGCCAGGCACUCGCUCUCGACCGCUCCUGCUUGAACAAAGAGUACGAUGACCUGCUUCACACUGCACUUAUUGUAAGGGCCACCUAUGAGUCCAGCCACGACAUGCUCGAAGACGCCGUCAAGUCGCUGGAGGAGGCCAUGACAGUCCGACACGAGGAUAUCCUCACCAAAAUUGUGGACUGGGGUCCAAUGCGACUCGCCGUGACUGCUGAGGACUGGGAUCAGGUAAACUUGUGGUAUCAGAAAGCGGCCAUGCAGACAGGACAAGAGCAUGUCAUGAUCAAGACGUACGAACUCUUGGUUCAGGAACUUGCACCUUUUGAGUGGGCAUCACCAACGCGGUACCAGUUCGCGCUUGGCUGCCGCCGCAGCAUUGGCGAUGUGGCCAAGGCUAAGAGCUUGUUGUAUGAGAUCCUGGAUGCAGACAAUUGCAUCGAUCCGGCCACAGAUACCAUCUCCGACAGCAUUCCUUACCUCACCCGCCGGGAGCUCGCUGAAAUACGCGAUUCACUUGCCGAAAUCGAAGGUCUCGCGGGACGGAAACUGGGAAACGCCCAUCUCACGUCCGACCUCGAGUCCAAUUAUCUAAAGAGACCUGAAGCCACCAUCCUCGCACGAAUGUAUCGUCGCUUCGGGCCGCUGGACAAGUUCGAAGAGACGUUGACGGAGGCGUUCAACGACUGCUUGGUGAGCCUCAAGGACCAGAACCCAUGGAACGAUUCGGAUACUUUGCGUAAGCUGUGCAACGUGCUCGCAUGUCUCCCAGGUUUGCAGCGUGAAGCUGCGAUCGCCCUGAGCGCUCAAUUCUAUCAUCUAGACAAGGAGCUGAUGAUCAAAAGCUUGGACCUCAUUUCAAGAAAGAAAGAGAACGACGAGGGUAUCGGUAUAGAGGAUGGCAGCGAUGGAGCGUGGGAAGACACCAACGAUGAUGGUGAAGUGCAAGACGGCGAUGACAAUGCUGCAGAUUCCAAUCACAAAUAUCUCGACAACGAUACCAUCGACGAAUUUGACAUCACAGGCCACCGCGGCAUCCGUUGUGGCGGUUAUUGCCUCGAUAAUCCUGGCGAUAUCACGAGCUGGAACCAGACGGCUAUGUAUCGCUGCGUUAUUUGUACUGACUGUGAUUGGUGUGAGGCGUACUAUUUAAAGCGCAUCUACAAUAGUGGCAGUCCCGAUGGCGAAAGAUGGAGAACGUAUUGUGGUGGCCAUCAUGAAUUUAUUCGAGCUCCUGUUGAGGGUUGGAUGGGAAUUAAGAAUGGAAAGAUUGAAAUGAAGGACGAGGAGCCCGAAGAGUUCCGGGAGUGGCUGGGACGCCCAGAGAGGGAGAAGUGGCCGAGGGCUUGGCAGGAGUUUUGGGAGGGAUAA